GUUCAAAGAUGGUGACGUUUUCAUAGAGAGAGAUAGAGAGAUUGAGGGAGUGAUAUGUGUGCAAAGAAGGAAGAAGAAGGCGAUUGUUCAUCAGGAGCUAUGAACAACUUACAAAAGUACCAAAACAACCUCCUCCUUCCCCGACAACAACAAACCACCAGUUCCGACAUCUUCGGACCUGGUAACAAUGCCGGAUUCACGAGUAUCUUCCCCCAAGAUUCUGUCCCCCCGGUCCUCCCUUGGCCUACUCCUCCGAUCCAACCCUUCAACCCGAUCCAUGGACCCGACCCGUUUCUCCUCCCUCCUCCUCCUCCUCCGGCGUCUUUCUACGGCAGCGUUUUCAACAGAUCGAGAUUCGGGUUUGUCGACGGGUUCGGCGCCACGUCAGCACACCACCACCACCACCACCACAACGAGCAUCUCCGGAUCUUGUCAGAAGCUUUGGGUCCGGCGGUUCAAGCCGAGUCGGGUCAAUAUCCGUUCGGGUCGCAACCGGAGCUGGGGAAGAUUACGGCGCAAGAGAUGAUGGACGCGAAGGCUUUGGCUGCGUCGAAGAGUCACAGUGAAGCUGAGAGGCGACGGAGAGAGAGGAUCAACAAUCAUCUCUCUAAGCUUCGUAGCAUAUUACCAAACACCACCAAAACGGACAAAGCUUCCCUAUUAGCGGAGGUGAUCCAUCACGUAAAGGAACUAAGACGACAAACUUCGCAGAUCGCAGAGACAAACCCUGUCCCGACAGAGACCGACGAGAUAACAGUAGAUGUCUCAGAGGAAGAAGAACAACAAGACGGCAAGUUCGUAAUAAAAGCUUCGAUCUGUUGCGACGACAGGUCCGAUCUCUUGCCCGACCUGAUCAAAACCCUAAAAGGAUUGCGUCUGAAAACCCUAAAAGCCGAGAUCGCAACGGUCGGAUGCCGAGUCAAGAACGUCCUGUUCGUAACGGGAGAAGAAGCUUGCGACAGCGACGAGCAACAACAGUGCAUAGGAUCGAUACAAGAGGCGUUGAAGUCGGUGAUGGAUAAGAGCUCAGUAGAAGAACCUUCUUCUUCGGGGAAUGCAAAGAGACAGAGGAUGAGUAGUAACAACGGUAUAAACAUCGUGGAACCGCGACAGGAACAAAAGUAGUUCAGUUCUACAUUUAGAUCGGACAUUGGAUAUGUGGUCUGAUAUAUUUAUAUAUACGUAUAAGUGUAGGAUUUAUAUAGAUUAUAUCCGUUUUGGUGAUUGGUUCUAUAUAUGAUACCUAAACUCGCCCUUUUUUUUCAUUUUGGUGCUUUGUAAUGGCUUUUUUUUUUUUGCUUCUGUUUUUUUAGUUUAUAAUUUUAACUUUGGUGGAUUUGGGUUGUAUAAAAUGUAUGUGUGUAAUUCCAAGUGGAAAUU
Tarenaya hassleriana is the source of this 1380-nucleotide messenger RNA. Its product is annotated as transcription factor bHLH30. Bases 55 to 1125 code for a protein of 356 amino acids. NCBI's taxonomy places the organism in Eukaryota, Viridiplantae, Streptophyta, Magnoliopsida, Brassicales, Cleomaceae. The transcript is spliced from 2 exons. Gene Ontology annotation, biological process: regulation of DNA-templated transcription. The record is from RefSeq and is a predicted model, not a curated record. Gene Ontology annotation, molecular function: DNA-binding transcription factor activity; protein dimerization activity.